This is a messenger RNA of Lynx canadensis (Canada lynx), 6104 nucleotides long. It is a transcript of the gene NLRP3, whose product is annotated as NLR family pyrin domain containing 3. Gene Ontology annotation, cellular component: cytoplasm; NLRP3 inflammasome complex. Gene Ontology annotation, biological process: negative regulation of acute inflammatory response; negative regulation of non-canonical NF-kappaB signal transduction; inflammatory response. The record is from RefSeq and is a predicted model, not a curated record. NCBI's taxonomy places the organism in Eukaryota, Metazoa, Chordata, Mammalia, Carnivora, Felidae. Gene Ontology annotation, molecular function: DNA-binding transcription factor binding; sequence-specific DNA binding. Bases 1831 to 4929 code for a protein of 1032 amino acids. The transcript is spliced from 10 exons.
UCCAGCUCUGUGACACUGUGUGGAUGCAAGGGACUGGGGAGAAAUGGGGAGGGGAUGUCAAGGGCCAGAUUUCUCUUUGUUAAUGCACUAGGGAUUCUUAGGCCAGCUUGAAAGUUUGUCCUUCAACGAGGAUUUGGAAUGUACUCUGAUGUUUCUCAUUAUUGGGCUUUAUGUGUUUGUGCAAGUGUGUGCCUAGGGGCAGGGGUGAGGGCCAGGGCAGCAGACACAGCUUAGACCCACGACUCUGGGGGAUUUGCCGAGCAGUCCCCCAGAGGCUGGAUGGAGAGGAUGUGUAUGAGGAAAUGAACAUCCUAGACAGCAGGGACAUAGGAGAUAAAGGUUGGGAUAGGGUGCACUAGGGUUAGGGAAAGGGGGGCACCAAGGACAGGUACAGACAGUCUGGGUGUGGAUGAGAAGAUUGGUGGAGGGGGACCAGGGAUGGAUCCAUCUGGAGGCGGCCCACCACCCCUCAAAUGCAUAAGGAGUAGACUUGGCAGGUGCGUGGAGCCAGGAGUGAGAUACAGAGAGAGGUGAGCUUGUCUCUGUGUCUUGCACACUAAUCUGUGGUCAUUCUAAAUUCUAAUUUAAAGUGUCCCAUAGCUCCACAGGCUCUCUCCCUCCCAUCAGCAUCAUUUAUGCCUUUAGGUUGAUGCUGUGCUUUUCCAAAUUCAUUGUGAAGGGACCAAUCCCAAACACAAUGAGCGCAUUCAUCUAUCCAAAAUCUGGGAAAGGUGGAAGAGAAAAAGUUGUAGCAGCUGACCUCUGCUCUUUGUGGAACCCUAAAUUUACGUAGGGAAACUGAGCUCAGUGAGCUCUGUAAUACACGGCUGUGUGUGGCAAAUGCUGGGAAAAUGUUUUUUGCUUUUUAACCAUCUAUUUUACAGUCUUUGAUCUUUUUUUGUUUGGUAUCUGACUGACAAACCUAGUUAAGUGAUGGAAGAGAUAGUUACACACCUUUCCACUCUGUGAACAGUGCAGUGUUAGGGAUGUGAGAAAUCAGUGACCCUGAUCUAAAUCCUGGCUUUGAACCAUUUUUUUUUUCUUUUUGUGAAACCUUGGACAAACCCCCUAGUUUCUAAGACUGAGUUCAAAAAAAAAAAAAAAAAAAAAAAAAAAGACUAAGUUCCUCUUCCACAAAACGGGCUUAGAAAUAUACUCAUGUCAUACAGCUUUGUGAGACUUAGAUAAGAAAAAGGAUUAGUGCAGGGCCUUAGCCCACAAGAGACUCUCAAUAAAUGUCAGUUCUAACAAUUAUAAUUGUGAAUUUUGCAAGGAGACCUUAAAGAGAUGUUAUGUGUUUAUUCUACCCACCCCACCCCUGCGGUACCUAAGUUUCAUUUCAUUUGUUUCUAUCAAUCAGUGGAUCAAUAGACGUGCACUAGAAGACCAUCCCCUUCUCUGUGCUCUUUCUCUGUCCAGCCAUGUGCUGCUCUGUUACCAUCAUAGUUACUCAUUUCCUGGGUCAAAGCAAAAACGGGGAACCAGAGCCUUUCAGUUAGAAGGAACUUAAGAGCCAUAUUUUCCACUCUGUCAUUUUAUAGAUGAGGAAAGUGAAGGUGAGGAGUAAUGAAGAGUUUAUCGUAGGCCAUAGCCCAGUAAUUGGUGAGAACAAAAUUCUCUUGGUGACAUUUGGAAGUGACAUCACAGAGCAGUUGGUUUGCGCAUAUAUAAGGCUGUUAAUGCAGUUGCGUUUGUGGGUUUAAUUACUGUUUCUGUUCACAGGGACACCUUUCUUCCAUGGCUCAGGACACACUCCUGAGUCAAGAUAACAGGAGAACAUUCUGCUUCCCAGUGUGGACCUAUGCCCAAAGACCCUGACCAGAGCCACGGAUGAACAUGGCAAGUGUCCGCUGCAAGUUGGCCCGUUACCUGGAGGAUUUGGGGGACACAGACUUUAAGAAAUUCAAGAUGCACUUAGAAGACUACCCUUCUCAAAAGGGGUUCAGCCCACUCCCUCGGAGUCAGACAGAGAAGGCAGACCACAUGGAUCUAGCUACUUUGAUGAUUGACUUCAAUGGUGAGGAGAAGGCAUGGGCCAUGGCAGUGUGGAUUUUUGCUGCAAUCAACAGGAGAGACCUUUAUGAAAAAGCUAAGAGGGAUGAGCCACAGUGGGAUAAUGCACAUGUGGUAUACCGGGAAGAAAGCCUUGAAGAAGAGUGGAUGGGUUUAUUCGGGUACCUAUCCAGAAUCUCUAUUUGUAAAAAAAAGAAGGAUUACUGUAAGAAGUACAAAAAACAUGUGAGGAGCAGAUUCCAGUGUAUCAAAGAUAGGAAUGCUCGUCUGGGUGAGAGCGUGAACCUCAACAAACGCUAUACCAGGCUGCGUCUUGUCAAGGAACACAAGAACCAGCAAGAGAGGGAACAUGAGCUCCUGGCCAUCGGCAGGACUUCAGCCAAGAUGCUGGACAGCCCUGUGAGCUCCCUGAAUGUGGAAUUACUGUUUGAGCCUGACGACCAACACUCUGAGCCUGUUCACACGGUGGUAUUCCAGGGAGCAGCAGGCAUUGGGAAAACAAUACUGGCAAGGAAGAUCAUGUUGGACUGGGCAUCAGAGAAAAUUUACCAGGACAGGUUUGACUAUUUGUUUUAUAUCCACUGUCGGGAAGUGAGUCUCGGGACACGGAGGAGCCUGGGAGACCUGAUUGUCAGCUGCUGCCCGGAUCCAAACCCACCCAUAUGCAAGAUUGUGAGCAAGCCUUCUCGGAUUCUCUUCCUCAUGGAUGGCUUCGAUGAACUUCAGGGUGCCUUUGAUGAGCACACAGAGGCGCUCUGUACAAACUGGCAGAAGGUAGAGCGGGGAGACAUUCUCCUGAGCAGCCUCAUCAGAAAGAGGCUGCUUCCCGAGGCCUCUUUACUUAUCACCACGAGACCUGUGGCUCUGGAGAAACUACAGCAUUUGCUGGACCGGCCCCGUCAUGUGGAGAUCCUGGGUUUCUCAGAGGCCAAAAGAAAGGAAUACUUUUUCAAGUAUUUCUCAGAUGAGCAGCAAGCCAGGGAGGCCUUCAGGCUGAUUCAGGAGAAUGAGAUCCUCUUCACCAUGUGCUUUAUCCCCUUGGUCUGCUGGAUUGUGUGCACUGGGUUGAAGCAGCAGAUGGACAGUGGCAAGAGUCUUGCCCAGACAUCCAAGACCACCACUGCAGUGUACAUCUUCUUCCUCUCCACUUUGUUGCAAUCCCGCAGAGGGAACCAGAACCACGAUGUCUCUACUAACCUCCGGGGUCUCUGUUCCUUGGCCGCAGAUGGAAUCUGGAACCAGAAAAUCCUGUUUGAAGAGUGUGACCUUAGGAAUCAUGGCCUUCAGAAGGCAGAUGUAUCUGCUUUCUUGAGGAUCAACCUAUUCCAGAAGGAAGUGGACUGUGAGAAAUUCUACAGCUUCAUCCACAUGACCUUCCAGGAAUUCUUUGCUGCCAUGUACUACUUGCUGGAAGAGGAGGGACAGGGAGACACAGGGAGCUUGCUGUUGAGUGGUUCCAAGCUUCCCAACCGAGAUGUGACAGUCCUUCUGGAAAACUAUGGCAAGUUUGAAAAGGGGUAUCUGAUUUUCGUUGUCCGUUUCCUCUUUGGCCUUGUAAACCAGGAGAGAACCUCCUACUUGGAGAAAAAACUGAGUUGCAAGAUCUCUCAGCAAAUCAGGCUGGAGCUGCUAAAAUGGAUUGAAAAGAAAGCCAAGGCCAAGAAUCUGCAGAUCCAGCCCAGCCAGUUGGAGUUGUUCUACUGUCUAUAUGAGAUGCAAGAGGAGGACUUUGUGCAAAAGGCCAUGGGCCAUUUCCCCCAAAUUGACAUCAAUCUCUCUACCAGAAUGGACCAUGUAGUUUCUUCUUUUUGUAUUGAGAACUGUCAAGGUGUGGAAUCACUUUCCCUGAGGUUGCUUCAUAACUCUCCAAAGGAAGAGGAGGAGGAAGAGGAGGAGGAAGUGCAACACUGUGAGGUGGACCACUGUGUCCUCCUAGAUCCUCAUGCUGCCUAUACUCACCGGUUGGUGAACUGCCAUCUCACUGUUAGCCUUUGGCAGGGACUCUUCUCAGUCCUAAGCACUAGCUGGAACCUCACAGAACUGAACCUCAGUGACAAUGCUCUGGGGGACCCAGGGAUGAUGGUGUUAUGUGAGAUGCUCCAGCGUCCUGGCUGUAAUGUUCAGAGAUUGUGGUUGGGGCGAUGUUGCCUUUCCUAUCAGUGCUGCUUCAACAUCUCCUCGGUCCUGAGCAGCAAUCAGAAGCUGGUAGAAUUGGAUCUGAGCCACAACAGCUUGGGAGAUCUUGGAAUCAGACUUCUUUGUGUGGGACUGAGGCAUCUAUUCUGCAAUCUGAAGAAGCUCCGGUUGGUCAGUUGCUGUCUCACAUCAGCAUGUUGUGAGGACCUGGCAUCCGUCUUGAGCACCAGCCAGUCCCUGACCAGACUCUACUUGGGGGAAAAUGCACUGGGAGACUCAGGAGUUGGAGUUCUAUGUGAAAAAGCAAAGAAUCCACAAUGUAAGCUGCAGAAACUGGGGUUGAUGAAUUCUGGACUUACAUCAGGUUGCUGUCCAGCUCUGUCUUCAGUGCUCAGCACUAACCAGAAACUCACACACCUUUACCUAAGGGGCAAUGCUCUUGGAGACACGGGGGUGAAGCUACUCUGUGAGGGCCUCUUGCACCCCAGCUGCAAGCUUCAGAUAUUGGAAUUGGACAACUGUAGUCUCACCUCACACUGUUGCUGGGACCUUUCCACACUUCUGACCUCCAACCAGAGCCUGCGGGACCUGAGCCUAGGCAACAAUGACCUUGGUGAUCUGGGAGUCAUGCUACUCUGUGAGGUGCUGAGGCAGCAGGGCUGCCUCCUGAAACGCCUGAAGUUGUGUGGAAUGUAUUUCAAUUAUGAUACAAAAUGUGCAUUAGAAAUACUUCAAGAAGAAAAGCCUGAGUUGACCAUUGUCUUUGAGCCUUCUUGGUAGCAGUUGAAGCUGGCCGCCAGAUGCCAGCGUUUUGGCUCCCUGCUGUCCCAGUGUAGACAAGUGGGAGGGAGCACUCCUCCAUCCAGGGUUAAGACCAUCACUCCAUGAUUCUUCUGGUCCAGUGUGGGACAGCGAAACCUUGCUGAUGGUGCCUUUGUGUCGAGAAUAUGAGCAUCUCCUGUACCCCUGGCUUGAAGACACCAAGACAAUGAAGUCAUCCAAAUGAUGUGGUUCUCAUUGUAGAAACUUAGUCGAAGAAGAUGUUCCUCUUGGUGACCUCAUAUGACUAACUCAUUUAAGAAAGCACUUUUUCUAUUACUCUCUCUAAAUCUCCUUUCCCUCAUAUCUUUUUUCACUCCUCUUUGCUCUGUUUACUUUUACCCAUAUCAUCACUCUUACAUUAUUUCCCUUUACUGAGGGUAACAGAAAAAGUAAACUGUGUAUUAUGUUGCAAUUUUGUGGCAGCAACUUAUUUAUUUAAAAUUUUUGUAACAGGUAUAUUUUCUAAUAAAAUAAUUCAUGUUUAUUUUACCUGGUGAAAUUUCAAAAAAUAUAAAACCUUUUGUAUUUAUUGAUUUAAAUGCUCUCUUUUCCUUAAUUAAAGGUACCUAGAAAUCUCUCUACUUUAACGAUAAGUUAAAUUGCUUUAUGCAUUUAAAAAAUCUCUUUACCAAAUGGUUCAGUUGUAAUGCAUGGGGAAAAAAAUCACCUUCCUCUCAUUCUGAUGGUUGAAAUUUCAGCUCUGGUAGGACAGGAAGUUGAAAAUCAUAUACAGGACAGUAUUAGAGUAGAUGGAGCCUGUACUCCUAAAUAGAAGUAUUGUGUAGAAAAUACAUUUUGCCUUCAAUUAUAAGAGCUUAUCUUGGAUUUAUCUCAGGAGCAGUUCAUCUGCCACUCUUUGCAUAGCAUUAAAUCAUUAAUAAAUAUUGACUAAUUGCUUCUCUACACAUGGGGCAACUCUUGAACCACACAGAAUUGUUCAGGAUGGAAACAUUGCUUCAUCUGUCAAAUGAACUAUCCAGACUUUGCUACUCAAACUAUGGCCUAUGGACUGUUGAUAUAAGGAGCUUACACAAGAAUGUAAAUCAAUCCCAUUCCUAGGUAUGCUUUUUAGAUAAGGUGACUUUUUUUUUCUUGGUAAGACUGUCUCAAUAAAGAAAGAAGUAUAUGAUUUA